Messenger RNA from Dalotia coriaria, 5289 nucleotides. It is a transcript of the gene ckn, whose product is annotated as CRK like proto-oncogene, adaptor protein. The transcript is spliced from 9 exons. Gene Ontology annotation, cellular component: focal adhesion; axon. Gene Ontology annotation, biological process: axonogenesis; cell surface receptor protein tyrosine phosphatase signaling pathway. Bases 1015 to 3213 code for a protein of 732 amino acids. The record is from RefSeq and is a predicted model, not a curated record. Lineage: Eukaryota; Metazoa; Arthropoda; Insecta; Coleoptera; Staphylinidae. Gene Ontology annotation, molecular function: signaling adaptor activity; protein phosphatase binding.
CGCAAAACUACGGCGACAAUCAACGACGCAAUUACGCCGCCGCCCGGCAUGUUUUAUUUUCAUUCGGUUUCGUUUGUGCUUUGAUUUCUCUGCGUGUGAAUGCGAGCGCCCCACCGUGUGCCACAUUCGCGAGGAUUCACCAGGACGACAGCACUCGUCCAUUCACUCGCAUAACCUUAAAAUAAAAACAAUCGUGUCAGUGAACCCUUAAUAUCUGAUGUGCAGGGUGUAAGGUGUGAAUAUACGACCACCCAAGAUUCUACACCUACAACUGUCAAAUUGCAUUACAAUGUAAGAAUACACCCUAAAUUAAUUAAAAGACAUGAUUCAUCGAAGAGUGUAAAAGAAAGGAAACUGUAAGACUAUAAUCAGUGUAAAAGUGUAUUUAUUGUGUGCUGAGUUUACAACUAAACAUUGUAUUUGUAAUGUGUUACACAAAUGUCAAGUGGCACGUUGCUAAAGGUCUCGGGCAUCUCGGGCAUCGCGCACGAAGGACGAAUACUCUUGGGUUAGCUCCUUUCGCCGCAGCAAAGGGUUAACAGCAGCGAAUUAAGGCCGAUUUUAACAACGCCUGAAGCACCUCUAAAAAGCCGAAAAUCGUCUUCUUAAUUACCGUGUCUGGCGUUAUUGUUAUAAUUAUUUCAACUUUAUUCUAACUUUCAUGAAUUUAAUGUUGAAAGUUUACCCUUUUUCGUUUUAUUCGCGAGUGAACAUUUCACGAAGAAGACUAGGCUGUUGGAGAAGUUCUGAACGGUAUUCUUUUAAAAACUGGGUGAUUUAACGUUUUAUUUCUUAAAGUAGGAUAGUAAAUUGUUAUUAUCCUUUAAGAUAUAGAUAUAAUUAUACGAGUAUACCGUGGAAAGGAUUGGAACUAAAUUUAAUGGCAAUAAAUAAAUGUUAAGCAUUACUAGGUACUACAUAAUUCUAUCUACAAAAUUUAAUAUCCGUGAACUUAACGAAAUUGUGACUGGAGGCUUGAACAAAAUUGAACUUCGUCAUUAUUAAGUGGGCGGCAUGUCUCGGCCACCGAAGCCGGCAGCGACUGCCAAGAAGGUCGCGCCACCGGCGGUGCCACACGAGUUCCGGCAUUCCGGUAGCUCGUUUGGCUCGGCAGGCUACGCUUCCUCUGAGGAUGCCGGUUUCCUAGCACCAUCCGAACCGCCAGGAGUGCCUAGAGAUGAUCACUCAGACUAUGGGAGUACUAUCAGCGGCAGCACCGGUAAAUCACCGGGGCCCGUUUAUCAACCGCCGGCAUUCACGUACCCAACACCACCGCCCGGUGCCGUGCUUACACAUAAAGCUGCCGUCUACUACCAUCACCAGUUAAGCCUGCAGGAAGAUCAGGGCAUUGAUAUGACACAAUCGCCCGGUAGAGAUAGUCCCGGUUCUUCAAGUGGAAGUGCUGGUUCUGGUUCCAGACACAGUACGGCUUCUCUGGACAGUGGGCGAGCCUCCUAUCAUCCAUUGAGCACGGCGGGCCGCAGCACCAUCGGAUCCGCAAACAGCCCUCGUUGCUCGCUGAGCUCGUGUUCGAUCGGUUCGGAUCAGGGACGCAUCGAGCGCAUGAUCAAUCAAGGUGUACCGGACCAAGAGAUUAUUCAGUCAUGGCUGAUUGAACUUCAAUUUGAGGAUUACAUUCCUCACUUCUUAAAGGCUGGCUAUGACCUGCCCACCAUUUGCAGGAUGACGCCCGAAGAUUUAACCGCGAUAGGCAUUAAGAAACCGAAUCAUCGUAAGAAGCUCAAGUCCGAAAUCAUGCUACUCAACUUGCCCGACAACCUACCCGAAUAUAUACCCGGUUCAUUGGAGGAAUGGUUAAAACUGUUGAGAUUAGAGGAAUAUCAAAGUGCUUUUUUAGAUCAAGGCUAUCAGACAGUGGAUGCCGUCGCGCAACUGACCUGGGAGGACUUGGAAGAGUUUGGCAUCGUUAAACUCGGUCAUCAGAAAAAGAUCAUGCUGGCCAUCAAACGGUUUAAAGAUUUACGUGCUGGCAAGCGUAUAAGUACGGCAGACAUGAACCGGUCCUAUACACAACAAGACGUGGUGGUGCACGCACCCUUGGGCCCGCCAUCGCCUGGUGUCCCAGCAGUCCACAGCACCUUCCGUUCUUUCCAUCAGACCUGGGAAUUGGAUCAGACAAGGCAACUUGCAGGCGUCGGCACACACUACAUGCAAUCCGGAUAUUGCACUGACAUUGUUCCCAUCAAGAUACGCACGGGGCGCGGUAAAUCGUUGGAGUCAUUGGAAGAUCCAAACGAACGAACUCACCAUACAUUCAAUCCGGACAACACUCAAACACAGCAAUAUUACUAUCAGCAGGCGAUGCCUUGGAGACGGUCAUAUGAUGAUGGAGACAUUACGCCUACGAACGAAACAGGACUUAUGUAUGAAGGAGGCGGCACACUGCCGCGACCUCGUGGGGUCAUACGGCCCCGUCCUGUGGCGAAAAUACAAGGGCAAACAAAGCGAGAUCCGUCUUUUCCCGAUUAUGAAAAGCCACAAUUCAAUUCAGAGAAAUACGCUCCACAGUACAAGACAAUUUCUAGAGAUAUUAUAGAUGCCAACAAAUAUCCGUAUAGUCCUAUGAUGGGCAAGAAGAUGCCACCGAAUCCACCCAAGCGAUUAGAUUCGUGCUCGGAGAGUAAUGAAAAUACUACAACUGUGGAGAUUCAUCACGUACAGACGUCGAGCCCGUUGCCUCUGCCAGCUUAUCCGAGUUCAGAUAGUUUAAGUAUAUCUUUAGAUAGUCAGGGCGAUCUUCCUUUGCCCCCGCCGCCGGCUCCUGGCACGCCUCCGGGCGCUCAGUUACAUAUGAAUUCGUCUCGUUCGUGGGGAGCUGAAGAACAGGAGUUGAUCAAAACGUUAGCGCUACAGCACAGAAAUGGAUCGGAUGCUAGUUUUAAAUCGAGUUCAAGCACCGAAUCGGAUUCACUGCCAUUCGCAAACGAAAACGCCGGUACGAUAAGAACGCGCGCAGGCAGUCGCGGCGUUGAAUAUUCACCGGCGAAGCCACGAUCAUCGUCCGGUCUGCCGCCUCAUCCGUCCCCGACACCAUCACGUCAGUCAUCGGCGACGGCAACACCCAGAGCUCAAAGAACCGAACCUGCUGAUGUGCUAAACGACAUCGGUAAUAUGCUCGCAAAUUUAACCGAUGAGUUGGACGCCAUGUUAGAAGAAGAGAAGCGGUUAGAACAACAACAAUGUUGUGAAUAACUGCAGUACUCCAGGAAUAAUCAGAAGAAGCACACACGCAAGGUGAAACAAAAUAUAUACAGAUCAAGACUGAUAGCGAGCGUCUUUUUAUUUGAAAAUCAAAGAAAGAAUUUUUGCGGUCACUUUAAUAAUUUUAAUUAUUGAUUAAUUAUUUUAUACAUAUAAAUAUUGUAUAUAGCGUACAUUACAUUUAGUUUCAAUGAUUUGAAUUGUAAAGCAUGUACUAUUGUUUAAAAGACUAAUUAUUAGAGUUUCAUUAGUAAAAGAUAUUAAUAUAUUCUAUUUGGAUCUCCCAUAAUGCAAGAAAUAUUAGGCGGAAUUUGUGAUACACGAAUAUUUUAUUGGUUAUUUUAGAAAUUUUAAAAAGCUUCACAUUUUAAAGUUAGAGACAGGGUUCAUGUAUGUUUAGGCCAGACUUAUGAUUUGAGAUGAUUGUAAAGAUAAAAUUUCAACUUUGUUUUGAAACACAAUAAUAUGUAUAUAGAGAGAAGGGUAAACUUAGAGACAACUAAACUAAAAUUUAAAUAUUAUCAGUAGGGAUUGAGGAAUUUAUUAUGAUUAUAAAAUUAUAUUUAAAAUGAAAUACGAUAAUUUUGUAGCUUUCUAUUAUGACAUAAUAGAUUCGAUUUUUGGUACGUUUUUGGUACACUUGAUACGAAAAACAAAACGAUAACCUACUUAACAAAUAAAUAAGUAAUAAUAAUUCAUAUUAUUUCACUUGUAUUAGCGCUGGGUACAACUAGGUGGGAUGAUGUAUGAUUCGAGGACGAACAAACCAAUUUUUGUACAAAUCAGUAACAAUGUUUAGAUGAAAAAUGAGAAAUGAACUAAAAUAUUUGAGGAAGCCAAGUUUAGUAUACGGUUUAUGUGUAAAAUAGAAGCAUUUAACUAUUUAGCAGAACAAGAUGAUACAUACUUAAAUUUCAACAUUACUUUUAGCUACUUAGCAAUUCAUACGCAAGAUUAUCUAAAAAAUAUAUUCGUUUUAAAAUUGAUAUUUGGUGUGCAUACAGUUAAUUAUUAUAACUGCAUUAACUGCAAACUUGUACAUUGUCACAACUAUUGUGAGAAUUAAGAAUUGCUAUUGCAGAAGCCAUUUUCAAGUCAAUUCUUGAUACAAGCUGACAAUUUACAAAUUUAUAUUUUUUGCUAGAAUGUGCCUUUAUUCAGCAUUCCACAUCAAGUGGUUUGGUGUGCUGAAUUGAUUGGUACAUUGCUGUCAUUGAUGUUAUUAAAUCAACUAAGCAAAAGACUGGUAGUAAUUUCACUUCUCAUUAAUUUCAUAAGAUUGAAAUUUGAUAUUGUUUGUAAUCUAGAAUGUUAAGUAUAAAGCAAAACAAAGCAAUUUACAAGUUAGUUACGAUUAUUUUUUUUGUUGUAAACACAGCAAAUGAAACAAUGCUUGUUUUGGUUGGUGCCAUAAUAUUACAAGUACCAUUGUUGUUUUCAGAUAAGUGUGUAAUUAAUGCAACGUUGAUCACUAGAAAGUUUUGUACUUCACACUUUACAACAACUAUUAAACUAGCCAAUUUAUACGAAGCAGAAUAAUUAAAUCAACAUAAGAACUAAAUGGUAAAGAGAGUACUACAAAUACAGAAUAGUACUUAAAUUAAACAAAUGAAACAUGCCAAUGUUGCUACUUUUUAAAUGUUUUGUGCUCCAUGAUUUUGUGACUCGAUUUACUGCUUUGAUGCAUAUUACAUUUAUUUUUGAGUAACAAAUGUAUAAAAAUUUGAUUUGACAUGUUGCAUGUGACUUAUCUUCUGGAUUUGUGUUAUAUUUGUAAAUAGAGUGAAGCCUAAAUAUUUUUUUUAACUACAUUUUUGUGCUUAUAUUUUAUGUAAUUGAUAUUUUACUAGCUUAUGAUUGAGUAAAUUGAAAAUCAAAUCAUAAUAUACAUGCAUUUAUAUAAGAUUAGCUGUUAAAUACCAUAUGGUGCGUCCAAUUUUACAAAUUUUAAAUUGAUAUCUUGUUCAUUGAUUGAUUUAUAAUUAUUAUGUUAAACUACUUAUUAAUAUUAUGUUAUACAAGAUGAAAUGAGAAAUCAUUAAACUAGAAUAUGUAAAAAUAUCAAAA